UGAUGCCCUUGCAGCCUACCUAGUUGGCUUGAAUCGUACCAUUACCGCCUUGUCAGCCAAGGAGGAGGCGGACAUAGUCCACCUGUACACAGCUCUCCAUGCCAUGGACAAGAAACCUUCAAGGUACACCCAGAAGGCUAAGAAAAAAAAGCAUGUGCGUCAGGAGGACCGUGGAGAGCACCCAGGAAGCCGAGUGGCUCUGCUCCUGGACAGCAGGCGGCAGAGAGACUAUACAUGACUCACGGCCAAGCAGCCCAGGACCCCGAAGUACCCCCUGAGUGUGUUUGCCUCAGACUUGCCAAAGAGUUUGAGCAGUCACGCAACAGGCCAAAUGACACAAAGGGGAAAACCUUGCCCAUCCCUCAGUCCAAUGUCAGCGUCUACAGCCACAUCAGACAGCUGCUGGAGGACAGCAGGGUUGUCCUGGACCAGACGAACCUCGUUCUGGUGACGGUUAACAACACCACAGUCUCUUCAUGGCUGCUUAGGAGGGAUAAAAGGAAGGACAGGGACAUGCUGCUGCAAGGCACUGUACUUCCCAAACAGCUGCACCUGGCCAAGGAGCCUCUCCCUGCAAUGAACACACUUCCAGCUGCCCCUGUGCAACAUGCACAUGAAGCGAUGACAUUUGAGGAGCCUGAAAACCACGAGUGGGAAGCUUUCCCCCGCCAGCGCACUCUAGCAGCAAGUAAGCCUGUGUUCUCUCCGCCAUCUCCACCUCCCCAGUUCCCUCCACAAUUUGGGCCAGCUCCUCCGUUCCAGCCAGCUCCUCAGUUGCAGCAUGCUCCUCCAUUUCCGUAUGCUCCUCCAUUUCUGCAUGCUCCUCCAUAUCCGCAUGCUCCUCCAUUUCUGCAUGCUUCUCCAUUUACCCAUGCUCCUCCAUUUACCCAUGCUCCUCCAUAUCCGCAUGCUCCUCCGCUCCUCCAUAUCCGCAUGCUCCUCCAUAUCCGCAUGCUCCUCCAUUGCAGCAAGCUUCUCCAGAGUGCCUUCCAUCCCAGCCAAGGCAACGUGCCUGGAGGCUGA
Rhinichthys klamathensis goyatoka is the source of this 1023-nucleotide messenger RNA. RefSeq lists its product as uncharacterized. The record is from RefSeq and is a predicted model, not a curated record. The transcript is spliced from 4 exons. The coding region runs from base 235 to 1023 and encodes 262 amino acids. NCBI's taxonomy places the organism in Eukaryota, Metazoa, Chordata, Actinopteri, Cypriniformes, Leuciscidae.